This is a messenger RNA of Scophthalmus maximus (turbot), 2108 nucleotides long. RefSeq names its product ras-related protein Rab-33B. Gene Ontology annotation, molecular function: GTP binding; GTPase activity. The record is from RefSeq and is a predicted model, not a curated record. Gene Ontology annotation, cellular component: Golgi apparatus; endosome. NCBI's taxonomy places the organism in Eukaryota, Metazoa, Chordata, Actinopteri, Pleuronectiformes, Scophthalmidae. Gene Ontology annotation, biological process: Rab protein signal transduction. The transcript has 3 exons. The coding region runs from base 1115 to 1846 and encodes 243 amino acids.
UAAUAGGCCUUCACAGGACCAGUGUAGCACUUCAGGUUACCGGUUCCUGUUGGACCUUUAUUACAUCUUUUUGUUUUUAUUACAAAUUGUGGUAAUUUUUAUUUCAAUCUUUUUGAUAGUUACAUGCAUGGCCUGAAACAUAGGAGCCCCUUUAAUAUUUCCCUCAUGUUUGUGUCAGAACAGAAUGACAUCAUCUGGCAUGUGUAACAACAACAUAAAGUAUAGAUGCAGGUUGUUUUUAGUUUUUUUUUUCACUAAAGCAGAGUUGUGCCAAAUACUCUGAAAAGCACAGGUUUAAUCUGCUGUCAUCGGUUCUCACUGGGCUUCAUCCAAAAAUGUUCACCAUAAAAGUCAGGAUGUGGAUCAUUGUUGCAACAGGUGUUCGUCCUUUGUGAGAAACUAUUGUCCACAUGUGCACAGAAGCUUGUGCAUUGCCUGAAACUAAGACACUGCACGUUGGGCAAGCAUGCACGGGGUGAUGGUGACCGUCUAUAGGAGACUUGACUGUAUGGUAACUACCAGCAGGGGGCGCCACCACGCUGUGUGUUCUCCGGCAGCGACGGUGAGAGGAUGAGGGGAGAAGCCGCGUGGGAGAAGUUUGGAAGUUUGACUUCAACGCUUCCUGUCAGAAAGUCUUUUUAUGCAGUGCACGUUGCGGGGGCGGCUAUUUCAACCCAUCUCAUAAACAUUCCCCGACCUUAACCAAACUGUGACUGAGAACUGAAGUCGAACUUGUCUUCAGAGGGUUAUCAUCUGUUCCGACGCUAUAGCAGUUUGUGGGGGAGAAAUCCUGGCUGCCAUGGUGACGACCCGCAGCAGCCACCGGCAGGUAGAAACAUAUACGAGACGGGCAGGACAUCAACCAAAACACGUUUCAGAAAUGAUAUUUUCAGAGGAAUCCGUCAUGUUCGUCCGUGCGGAAACACUGAGCUGAUGCCGGCUCGCCGUUGGUCAGCUCACCCCGCCCUCCGACUCCAGCCGUCACCAAUCAGGUGAGGCGCAGGGAGUGAGGAGUCGAGGAGGAGUUGAUGCGCCUCCGACAGAAGACGUGCUCCUUUUGUCGGUCAGUGCGCGCCAGUGGCGCCCCCGCUGCGCCCCGGAGGACACCGGCGCGAUGGACUCCUCUCUUGAGUUCUCCAACUCGCUGGGCAGCGCGUCGUCGCCGCCGCUCACCCGCUGUCGGACCUUCAAGGUGCUGGUGAUCGGAGACUCCGCGGUGGGGAAGACCUGCCUCACGCACCGACUCUGCGCCGGACAGUUCCCCAGCAGGGUGGAGGCCACUAUCGGCGUGGACUUCCGCGAGAGGCUGCUGGACAUCGGUGGAGAAAAAAUCAAGCUCCAGCUUUGGGACACGGCAGGGCAGGAGCGCUUUCGUAAGUCCAUGGUGCAGCAUUAUUAUCGAAACGUCCAUGCCGUGCUAUUCGUUUAUGAUGUCACCUGCCCCGCCAGCUUCAGCGGCCUGGUUUCCUGGAUAGAGGAGUGCAGGCAGAACUCCGUUGGACAGGAAGUCCCCAGAUUCCUGGUGGGUAACAAGAGUGACCUCCGUGACCCCAGAAGGACUGAGGGCCAGGUGAGCCAGGAGCGGGCGGUGAGCUUCGCCAAGGCCCAAGGCAUGAUGUUUUUUGAAACUUCGGCCAAGAACCCGCCUCUCAAACGUCUAAGUGGACAGCGGGGCGCCGGGGAGGUUUCGUAUCAGCAGGAUAACGUAGAGGACAUUGUCAUCGCUGUCGCCGCCAAACUGAGGCGACAGAAGAAACUCUCGUCAGCGAACGCUGUGGCGCACAACAGCUCCUUCAAAGUCCUGAGCAAGAAAAGAGCAGAGAAAGAGCAGUGGACCUGCUGCUGAGAGACAGAGCGGCGAGACUGCCCGUCUUUUCCCACUGAAUCUGACUUAUUAGCUCUUUGUACGAGUGUGUGAGACGACACGGAAGAUAAUGUUUGUCUUUGACCAAACGCAGCACAUAUGAAAUGCAGUUGUUGUCAGUCCACACAGAACUUUCAUAUUUAUAAAAAAGAAUAGGAGGUGUCCUACUUGGAAAAUUUGUGUAUAGCUGUGAUCUUAUUGUUAACAGUAGCUGCCAAAUAAAGAACUGUGAAUGUCGACAUUA